Molecule: messenger RNA, 2892 nt
Organism: Juglans microcarpa x Juglans regia
Lineage: Eukaryota; Viridiplantae; Streptophyta; Magnoliopsida; Fagales; Juglandaceae
Product: ion channel CASTOR-like
Exons: 12
Coding region: 126-2810 (894 amino acids)
Biological process (GO): potassium ion transport
Source: RefSeq, a predicted model, not a curated record
UCAUUGCAAUCAUCGCCAUUGUUAAAACUUAAAAGCUAUCGUUGUUAGACACAAAGUGAGAUUAGAGACUCAAAUUUAACCAUCUUCCCAAAAAAGCCCCUAAUCUAUUUUCUGUAAUACCCGCCAUGCCGCUCGAGACAGACCCUCCUCCUCCAUUCACGACCACCGGCAGCAGUAGGGACUGGUUCUUCCCAUCACCGGCCUACAUCCACUCCCCUGUGAAACCCCAGAAAAAUCCCCGGAAAUUCACCACAAGCUCAAGAAUCUCACGCCCCUACCCUCCCGACCCGAGGCCUCCAAGGAUUUCGCCUUUUCGAGAGGUUCCCGCCUCCGACUCGACGCCGGAAAAGGACUUAAACUAUGCCGGGAUUCGCCGGAGAGUGGACCUCGCUCGAAGGAGGGAGAUUCGUUCGAAACCGAACGAAAACGGCGCCGCUUCUGGACGGAAGUCCGAAGUUACGGGCGUUUCGGGGACUAAGCUGGCCUCAAGCUGCAUUUCGGCGGAGAAAGAGUCUACUUCCAAGAAUUUUAUCGUGUCUUCUUGUCGAGGGUUGAAAAUUCGGUGGAAAACGGCCAUCUUAGCAGCCAUUUUGAUUACAGUAUUCUCCUCUCUUUUGCACAGAAACUUCUCAUUACAGAACCAAGUCAAUGAGCUGCAGGACCAGAUCUCCAAAUGCAAUAUCUCUUUUGAUGCUACCAAUUCCAUUAAACAGGAGAGUGAUCAUCAUCUAAGCAAAAACUUGAAAAUUUUAUCACUCGUGCUCUCUGUCACAAUUUUAUCCACCCCUCUUCUUAUUUUCAAGUACAUUGACUAUGUCUCUAAAUCAAGAUCACUGGACAAUGUUUUGGAAGAAGUUUCUCUUAGCAAACAACUAGCCUAUCGGGUGGAUGCGUUUUUAUCAGUCCAUCCAUAUGCUAAGCCAUUGGCCUUGCUAGUUGCAACUCUAUUACUUAUAUGCCUUGGGGGAUUGUCACUUUUUGGAGUGACUGAUGGUAGCUUAGCGGAAUGCCUUUGGUUAUCAUGGACGUAUGUAGCUGAUUCAGGAAACCACACUGACUCUGAAGGUAUUGGUUGGAGGCUAGUUUCAGUUUCCAUUAGCUUUGGUGGGAUGCUUAUUUUUGCAAUGAUGCUUGGACUUGUUUCUGAUUCAAUUUCCGAAAAGCUUGACUCACUGAGGAAAGGAAGAAGUGAGGUUGUAGAACAAAAUCACACUUUGAUUCUUGGGUGGAGUGAUAAAUUGGGAUCACUACUUAAUCAACUUGCUAUAGCCAAUGAGAGUUUGGGCGGAGGAAUUGUUGUAGUGAUGGCUGAGCGAGACAAAGAGGAAAUGGAACUUGACAUUGGUAAAAUGGAAUUCAAUUUCAAAGGAACAUCAGUUAUAUGUAGAAGUGGGAGCCCUCUGAUUCUAGCUGACCUGAAAAAGGUAUCCGUCUCCAAGGCCCGUGCAAUCAUUGUCCUUGCUGAAGAUGGAAAUGCUGAUCAGAGUGAUGCUCGUGCACUUAGAACAGUGUUAAGUCUAACUGGAGUUAAAGAAGGACUUAGAGGACAUAUAGUUGUUGAACUUAGUGAUCUUGACAACGAGGUCCUCGUUAAACUUGUUGGUGGAGAUCUUGUAGAAACUGUUGUGGCUCAUGAUGUAAUAGGUCGCUUGAUGAUUCAAUGUGCUCGGCAGCCAGGACUUGCACAGAUCUGGGAAGACAUACUUGGGUUUGAAAAUUGUGAGUUCUACAUCAAAAGAUGGCCUCAGUUGGAUGGCAUGCAAUUUGAGGAUAUCUUAAUCAGUUUUCCUGAUGCCAUUCCUUGUGGAAUCAAGGUUGCAUCACGUGGUGGUAAAAUUAUUCUGAAUCCUGAUGAUUCGUAUGUUCUACAAGAAGGUGAUGAAAUUCUUGUUAUAGCUGAGGAUGAUGACACCUAUUCUCCAGCAACAUUGCCUACGGUCAAAGAAGCAUCACUCAUACACAUUUCACGACCAACAAGAAAGCCACAGAAGAUUCUACUUUGUGGAUGGAGAAGGGACGUUGAUGAUAUGAUUGUGGUAUUGGAUGCAUUUCUAGCUCCUGGUUCAGAGCUUUGGAUGUUCAAUGAUGUUCUUGAGAAGGAGAGGGAAAAGAAGCUUAUUGAUGGUGGUCUUGACAUCAACCGGUUGAUUAAUAUAUCCUUGGUUAAUCGAGAGGGAAAUGCUGUAAUACGGCGUCACUUGGAAAGCCUCCCCCUUCAAUCUUUUGAUUCAAUAUUAAUUCUGGCCGAUGAAUCUGUGGAAGAUUCAGCAAUUCAAGCUGAUUCCAGAUCUCUUGCCACGUUACUGUUAAUUCGUGACAUUCAGGCAAAACGUCUCCCAUACAGAGAUGCCAUGGUAACCCAAGUUCAUAGAGGAAGCUCCUCACAAGGCUCUUGGAUAGGAGAAAUGCAGCAAGCUUCUAAUGAAUCAGUUAUAAUCAGUGAAAUUCUGGACCCAAGAACGAAAAACCUAUUAUCCAUGUCGAAGAUCAGUGACUAUGUUUUAUCAAAUGAACUUGUCAGCAUGGCACUCGCCAUGGUUGCAGAGGAUCGACAAAUAAAUGAUGUAUUAGAAGAGCUCUUUGCAGAGGAGGGAAAUGAGAUGCAUAUAAGGCAAGCAGAUCUCUAUCUUCGUGAUGGGGAGGAAUUGAGUUUCUAUGAGAUACUCUUACGAGCUCGGCAGAGGAGGGAGAUUGUGAUUGGUUACCGAUUAGCUAAUUCUGAGAGAGCUGUCAUCAAUCCUCCUGCUAAAGGGGAGAGACGAAGGUGGUCAAUGAAGGAUGUUUUUGUGGUAAUUGCCGAGAAGGAUUGAGUCACAAACCAGGUUUCAUUGGUAAGAAUGAAAUUUGUUCAUAAUCAGGAAAGGAUUAAAGAUCUUAGCAAUUGAGAUUCUA